This is a messenger RNA of Lentinula edodes (shiitake mushroom), 336 nucleotides long. RefSeq lists its product as uncharacterized. Lineage: Eukaryota; Fungi; Basidiomycota; Agaricomycetes; Agaricales; Omphalotaceae. The transcript has 2 exons. The coding region runs from base 1 to 336 and encodes 111 amino acids. The record is from RefSeq and is a predicted model, not a curated record.
AUGCUGAAAGAAAGAGAGCAAUGGCCGUCAACCCGCCUCGCUGCUCUCCAACUAACAUUUAUUCCGAGCAAGAUGGAAGACGAAGGCUCGUUGGCGGACGGUGUAACGGCUUUCUACGUCAGCGGCAAUUUUGCAAAUUGUCUCGCAGGGUGCAAGGGCCUGGUUGACCAAGAAGGAAAGGGUCAGGUUGCUCUCGUCAAAAGUGGAGAACCUGUCUAUACCUCUGAAGGCAGUACUCUAAGAGUAUAUCCCGUUCCGGAGGCAAGGCGAGGGUUUUUAGACCGCCUACGUACCCAGAUCCGUAACGCGCGCCAGAAGAGUAUUUCACGGCCUUGA